AUGUCUUCAAGCUAUUGGGAGUCAACCCAACGCAAGUUCUGGACUUUUACGAAACAAGAGCUAGCACUGGAGCGGAAGAGAAUGGAAGAUGCAGAACGCAAUCUGGUCAACCUAUAUCCUCUGCCAGACCGGAGGCAUAUGAGCAUCUACUUCUCUCAUCAACUCUCCAAAAUGGCAAGACCGCUAGGAAUUCGACAGCAAGCUCUGGCUACCGCACAAGUGUAUGUCCGACGAUUCUAUGCCAAGGUCGAGAUCCGGAGGACGAACCCAGCGCUCGUGCUGGCAACAGCACUGUACUUGGCGUGUAAGAUGGAAGAGUGUCCGCAGCACAUUAGAAUGGUAUUGGCAGAGGCGCGGCACUGUUGGGACACAUCAUUCAACGACGUUUCCAAAAUCGGCGAGUGCGAAUUUACACUCAUCUCUGAGAUGAACUCUCAACUAAUCCUCCACCACCCAUACCGCAGCCUCGCUGAACUCCAGACUCAAUUCCAACUGACCCAAGAAGAAAAUGCCCUGGCAUGGUCAAUCAUCAACGAUCACUACCUGACAGAUCUUCCGCUUCUCCACGCACCACAUGUUAUCGCCAUAACAGCGAUGUUCUUGGCAGUCGUUCUCAAGCCCAUCGGCUCCCAGGUCAAUGCAGCCGGGAUGAACAACGCACUGCAGACGCUGGGCAAUGCACGUGGUGGACAAGGGAUGCAGGCACGAAUACAGAAACUAGUCGAUUGGCUUGCUGAAAGUAGUGUAGAUAUCGAGGCUGUUGUGGAGUGCACGCAGGAGCUGAUCUCAUUGUACGAAGUUUGGGAGACUUAUACCGAUAAAACAUGCAAAGACCAGAUUGCAAAAUUUGUCAAGGCGAGAGGUUUGGACAAGUAA
Messenger RNA from Alternaria postmessia, 876 nucleotides. RefSeq lists its product as uncharacterized. Gene Ontology annotation, molecular function: cyclin-dependent protein serine/threonine kinase regulator activity. NCBI's taxonomy places the organism in Eukaryota, Fungi, Ascomycota, Dothideomycetes, Pleosporales, Pleosporaceae. Bases 1 to 876 code for a protein of 291 amino acids. Gene Ontology annotation, biological process: positive regulation of transcription by RNA polymerase II. The record is from RefSeq and is a predicted model, not a curated record. The transcript is spliced from 3 exons. Gene Ontology annotation, cellular component: mediator complex; nucleus.